Molecule: messenger RNA, 627 nt
Organism: Fraxinus pennsylvanica
Lineage: Eukaryota; Viridiplantae; Streptophyta; Magnoliopsida; Lamiales; Oleaceae
Source: the annotation of a GenBank genome assembly
AUGAAUAUCAAGAUAGCUAUAGGAAUAGCAGAUAGGAAACUGGUGGUGAAGGACUGGACUAUAUUAACAAAUGUGUCCGAGAAUGUUGUAGCAAUGUCUAAUGCAGCGGCUGGCCUGGUCGAUGGGUUGUUUUUAGGUGCUGUAUUUGAUCAAGAUGACAGUCGGCAAGUCGUGCCACUAGGAACAUUAUGUGAUGUUCGCUUCUUGGCAUGCUUCAGAUUCAACUUAUGGUGGAUGACUCAGAAAAUGGGCAACAAGGGUCGUGAUAUUCCAAUGGAAACACAGUUCUUGCUGUUAGAAACAAAGAAUGGAUCCUCAGAUAAUAAUGAAAUUGUUUAUACUGUCGUCCUUCCUUUAGUUGAAGGACCAAUUAAAGCUAGUCUUCAGGGGAAUGACAAGGAUGAGGUAGGGUUGUGUUUAGAGAGUGGGGCUAUUAAGACUGUUGGAUCGGUGUUUGGGCAUUCGGUGUAUAUAAGUGCCGGUACUGAUCCAUUCGAGACCAUACACGAGGCCAUGAUGGCUGUGAAGUUGCAUCUGGGGACAUUCAGGCUAACGCACGAGAAAAAAUUACCCGGGAUUGUGGAUUCUUUUGGGUGGUGUACUGGGAUGCUUUCUACGACGAGGUGA